CUGGAGAGAAGAAGGAGGGAGGGAAAAAGCCAAAGAAAGGACAGAAUGAGAUCGUACGGGCUGAGGGGUAGGGGGGGCAUCUAAAAAAGAGAGGGACAGAGAAGGGAGAUAGAGGGAGGAACAGAACCAGACAGCCGAGAGAGGCAGAGAGAAAGGGGGAGGGAACAGAGAGGGUUACCUCAUCCAGAGCUGCCAGUGCUCACGGUGCAAGGGGAGAACUUGUGGGAAAGUAAACAGCACAGGAGAAUUCCAAUCUGUGUUCAGCCACUUCCAGCCCUCGCAGGACGCUAUAAAGAUGAGUGAGCUGGACCCAGCAGUGUGGUAAAAGCUCAGUUUAUGGGAGGUUACCAGGAUUAAAGGGUUACCAGAGAGCGCCUGAAGCUUCUCGGAGGACACACUACUGAGGACAAGGAGCAAUAAUGUCUACUAUGAUGUCGCAGCAACCACCAAAAGAGGAUGAAGAGGAGGAUGAUGAGGAACAAGGGGAAGAGUUUGUGUUUGACGACAGUGCAGAUGAGGAGAAACUUCAGGAAGACAGUAAAGGCGUCAGCUCAGACUGUGUCCCACCUGUCCAGUUGCUAAGAAAGGAGGACAGUGGGACAGCAAGCAGUGUAUCACAAAGUGACAGCACACAACUGUCCAAAACUGCAUCUACUGCUGGACUGGAGUGCAUUGCCAACAAUGAUGUAACUUCUGUUUCUAACACAGAUGUUCCAGUUACUGAGUCACCCAGCUGGGCCUCAUCAGCAGCAGCAGCAGCAGCAGCGGAGCCCAGCACCUCAGUUCCUCAUGUGGGAGAGGAGCUCCAGGGGCUUCCUCUGGCGCCGUCGGCUGUCGAGUCUUUGGCGGAUUCGGGAGACCACAGCAAAGAAACCGUCAAGGCAAGCUGCAGCUCGAGGAACAUCUCUGAAGCUCAUUGUGUAGCUGAAGCUGAGCCACAGGCAGCAGAUCCUUCAGAGGUGAUCUAUGAUGAUGUUCCAAGUGAAGAACCCCUCUCUCCCGAUGAAGAUAUGAUUUAUGAAGAUGUACAGAGAGACACUGGACCUGUGGAGGCAGGCAACGGAUGGAGCUCCAGUGAGUUCGAGAGCUAUGAUGAACAAUCCGAUAAUGAGACCAAACUACCAACAAGGAGCAAGCUCUCCCCCGACGUGCGUCGGCUGAAGGAUCGGUGUGCCAGGACCAAACGUGAACUGGCCAUGAGGCUGUCUGGAAAGCACAACUAUGACAUCAAGGUUCAGCAGCUCAUGAAGGCAGCGAGAAGCGGAACGAAGGAUGGGCUUGAAAGGACCAAAAUAGCCGUCAUGCGGAGAGUUUCCUUUCUGCAAAGAAAAGAUCAAUUGGAAGAGGAGGAUGAUGCAGGAUAUCUGGACGUGGCUGUGUCAGAAGUGAAACAUCCUCCCCCACAGCUGAGCUCGAUGCCAGUGGGGCUGACCAGCCACCAGGUUGUCAGACGCCAUAUCCUCGGCUCCAUCAUUCAGAGCGAGCGGAGCUACCUGGAGUCUCUCAGGAGAAUCUUGCAGGAGUACCACAGACCAUUGAUGGAAGCUGAUCCACGCAUUCUGAGUCCACGGAAGAUCCGGCCCAUAUUUUACCGAAUCAGAGAGAUCACGCAGUGCCACUCCAUGUUUCAAAUUGCUCUGGCAUCACGUGUGGCUGAGUGGGACUGCACCGAGAAAAUUGGAGACUUAUUUGUUGCCUCGUUUUCCAAGUCAAUGGUUCUGGAUGUAUACAGCGAUUAUGUGAACAACUUCACCAAUGCCAUGGCUCUCAUUAAAAAGGCGUGCAUGUCCAAGCCAGCUUUUCUGGAAUUCUUAAAGAAGAAACAGGCGUCCAGUAUGGAUCGGAUCACUCUGUAUGGCCUCAUGGUUAAACCCAUUCAACGAUUCCCUCAGUUCAUAUUGCUCCUGCAGGACAUGCUUAAGAAUACACCGAAGGGCCACGUGGAUCGCCUGCCCCUGCAGCUGGCGCUCACAGAGCUGGAGAUGCUAGCUGAGAAACUGAAUGAACAGAAACGAGUCGCUGACCAGAUUGCAGAAACUCAACAACUGGCCCGCAGCGUCAGUGAUCGCCUGCUCAGUAAGCAACUGAACUUGGAGCAGGGGUCACUGGUCCUUUGUGAGACGCUUAUUGAGACUGUGUACGGCGAACGGGGACAAGUCCUGAAGUCGAAGGAGCGAAAGGUCUUCCUCUUUGAUGAUUUGCUCAUCUGUGCCAACAUAAAUGUCAAGGGGCCUCCGGAUAUCAGCAGCCUCGUCCCUGUCGGCCCCAAGUACACAAUGAAGUGGAGCGCCCCCUUACAGCAGGUGCAAGUAGUUGAAGUUGGGCAGGAGGGCUCUCAAAACAAAGACACCUUGUUCCAGCAGAGUGGGACCAAAAGGCCAAGUGGGACGUGCACUUCAGGUAAAGCGAUCCUGGGACCUCCACGGCUCUACCAGGAGCUGCAGGAACUGCAACACGACCUGUCUGUGGUUGAGGAGGUCACUCUCCUUGUGGGCACACUUCAGGGGACGUACCAGAACCUGAACACCACUGUGGCCCAGGACUGGUGUCUGGCUCUGCAGAGGCUUAUUCGCAUCAAAGAAGAACAGAUCCAGAGUGCUAACAAAUGUCGCUUACGCCUGCAGGUGCCUGGCAGGCCAGACAAGUCAGGGCGUCCUGUCAGUUUCAUGGUGGUCUUCAACACUCCCAACCCCCUUAGUAAGAUCUCCUGGGUCAACCGUCUGCACUUGGCCAAGAUUGCACUACGAGAGGAGAAUUCACCAGGUUGGUUAUGUGGAGAAGACGAUGGGAAGACGAUAGCCUCGUUUUGGUAUCCUCUGCUUGCUUGUAACAUGACUGUCUUUGCUACGAAGUCUCCAGAGAGAAAGCUUGAGGCUGCCCUCCACAAUCCUGUUCACUGUGCGCUGCUAGGCUUCUCUGCAGCGAGUACCUCCUUACCUCAAGGCUACCUCUGGGUGGCUGGUGGAGGAGAAGGUUCUCAAGGGCAGAUAGAGAUAUUUUCCCUCAACAGGCCCAUGCCAAGGGCUGUAAAGAGCCUGCAGGUAGGCUCUGCUGUCCGAUGUCUGGAAUAUGUGCCGGUACCGACUCCAACUGAGGACGUGGAGGCGGGAGUUCACAAGGCCGCCUCAGGGAUCGGCACCAACAUUUGUGUUGGAUUAGAUGACGGCCGCAUACUGGUCUAUGGCAGUGUGGACACUGCAGCACAAUGCCUACUGACCCUCCGUAACCCAGAGGGCUGCCCUGUGCUAUGCCUGAAGCACUCCUCUCGCUUCCUGUUUGCAGGCCUGCGGAAUGGGACCGUGAUGGUUUAUGGAAGAAAUAACAGUGAUGAUCUUUGGGUCCCUGACUCGUGUAGAUGUGUGACCCUGGGUUCAGAACCAGUUCGGACACUGCUGGUGCUCGAUGAUUCAGUGUGGGCGAGCUGCGGGAACUCAGUCACAGUCAUAGAAGCCUCCAGCCUCAGUACUCAGAAAUUUGAAGUCCAUCCAGACCCAAUGGUCAGCGUAGCACACAUGGCAUGUGCUGGUGGAGGUGUGUGGAUGGCGUUCUCAGAGGGUUCCUCCAUUCGCCUCUUUCAUACCGAAACACUGGAACUUCUGCAGGAAAUCAACGUCUCAACACGUGCUACACCGCUGAACACAGGUCAGAAGAGCAUGCGAGUCACCAGUCUUCUAAUUUGCCAGGGGCUGUUGUGGGUGGGCACAGCCCAAGGCUUAAUUAUCACUCUUCCAGUUCCCAAACUGGAGGGCAUCCCCAAAAUAACAGGAAAAGGAAUGGUCUCUUUAAAUGCCCACUGUGGACCUGUGGACUUCCUGGUCACCACCACCAGCACUCUGGCUCCUGAACUGCUGAAGAGGGAUUCUGUUGUGGAUGGCCCAGACUCUGCCUGUGGAGGGGAGGACCGCAGCGACACCUCCUCUCAGGAAUCACUGCAACAGUCCUACCAGGGAGAGGGCAGAGGCAAAGGACGGGGUGUUCUGCUGCAGUACAAGCUGCGCUCCACAUCUGGGCUGCCCGGACGGCCAUUAACGGCACUGGGCGACGAGGCAUCCGACUCUUCCAUGGAGUCUCUGGAGCACAGCGUGGAAGACGGAUCUAUCUAUGAGCUCAGUGAUGACCCAGAAAUGUGGGUUCGGGGACGUCCUUGUGAGAGGGAUGGGGGGCGCAGGGACAGAGUGAUCUCUGCAGCCGUUAUCUCUGGGGGCAAGGGUUUUCGCAGAUUGAAGGAAGGAGGAGCAGCAUUAGGUACUAGGACAAGCGGGGAGGGUUUAGAGAAUAUUCUAAUGGUAUGGCAGCUCCCACUGACAGUGUGAUAUGGAAAAUAUAUGGCAAGGUGAUGUGUAUUUAUGGAUGUCUACGCAACUUACAACAACUCACCUGCUCUAUAAAUUCAAGGGAUUUGAAUAUAUGAUGAGGAAGUGUUGCCACUGUUACAGAGCUUGACAUUUUAUGAUUUAGCCUGUGGAAUAAGGAACCCAAGACAUGCUGUUUAUGAGAGGCAUUGUCAGCCCAUAGGAGGCUGUGAAUGUUCUAAAUUGUUUGUCAUCAGCUGCACAGCAACUGCACAGGCCACCACACAUUAGUUCCAUGUGAUUGUUUUGAUCUGGUUCCUCUUCCUGCGUUAGUUAAGAUUGAUAUGCCUCAAUUUAACCUCAUCAUUGCUGCGUGUGCUCUGCCACAUCUAUUUUAUGCAAACGACUCCUUUGUGAGCACCCAUGGACAGCACGCCUUUGAGAAGCAGCCUUUGUUGAAUCUGCCAUGCUCUGCCGAGUUAGAAAUGGACGUCUUUUAUCCAGUCCUGUGGGAGAGAUCCCAUCUGUUUAGAGCUGAAAGCUGGGGACUACCAUCGCAUCACAAAGCACAUUAGCACAUCACUUUAUUAGCUUUGCCAGCCUUUCUCUCAUCCCGUACAAUGUGAAUGUACAAUACCUUCUAUUGUGUCUCAAAACUGAAUCUGAGCUCUCUUAAGAAAAAGCAUUUCAUUUUUCCUGUUUUGUUGCAGCUGUAACAAAAAAUGUUUUCUUUUUUGGUUAUGAAAAAAGCAUUGCUCCAAGAGAUUGUUGGGGAGGGUCAUGCUAAUACAGACUGGCUACAGAAGAGCUGUAAAAACAAACAGAUUUGCAAAGCAGGUUAUGAGAGUCAAAUGUGCUAUUAUUCUGCAUUACAGCAUCUAUAUUUAAACUGUAAAAUUACUGUAAUUAUUGCAGUUUUAGAAUUAAUCAAAUUCAAUCUUACAAAGCCAGAUUUUAGAGUGUUAUCUUUCCUAAGUACUGUAAAUGUCGGAUAUCUAUUUGUUUAUUUACUGGCAUCUAUCAGCUAGAUUAAACAAAUGUGCAGGCUUGUUAAUACUCGACUCACAUUAGCUGGAAACCUCAGUCACACAUCAAAAGCCAGACUCCAACGAGUGAUGAAAUAUAGGUGUUGCAGCAUCUGAACUGCUGUCGGCUAUGUAUCAACAGAGGGAACCUACCUAAGAGAGACACCAAUGAGCAUGUUUACAGGACCAUUGAUUUUCAAUAAUAUUGAAGGUGAUUGUGAUUAAAGUUGUUGUUUUCCAUGCAUAGCAAAUGUCUGUAUUACAAUUAACAGAUUGUGAUGAUGUAUAUUACCAAUGAUAUCAGCUACGAUUAAGUCAUGGAAACCUUGUCCAAUUUACAUUUGCAUUUUAAUGCAAAUAUUUGGUAAAUACUUGGAGUUUAAUGCAAUAUUAAUAUUUUAUGAUAAGGGAAUAAAGAUGUCCCUUAUACAACCUGCCAUCACUUUGGAGUAGAAACUUCAUAACUCCAUUUUCAGUGGUUAUCAUAACUUCAGAUCAGCUGAAAGAAUAUGUGGUUUUUCUUUAACCUGAUACGAUUUUAAACCCUUUUAAAAACAUAUUUAAAAUGCAUUCUCCAUAUGCUAUGUACAGUUUGUUCUUUUUGUAUGAGGAUGGGAUACAUUGUUUGAACCCAACAGCAGCAGUUUGUUGAAUUGGAGAUGGUAUGAGAAGCACUCUGUGGUACUUUGAUGUAAGGUUUUCCUUCGAAAUGUCAUAAAUGAAAGUGGUAGCAGCAUUUGCAAGCUGGUAAACAUGGUAGACUAACGUGGCCAUGAAUCCAAGAGGUACAUACUUUACAAUGCACAUUGUUCAUAGUGGGUUGGGCAGUUCGUAGAGGCCACACAAGCAUCUCAAUAUGAACAGAGUUGUGUAGGUCCUGAAUAAACAGCGAGAAGGUUAAGGUUUUAGUAUAUCAUCUGUGCCAACCUCUAUUCCAGCUAGCCCUUCCACCACACAAGGAACCUCAUCCUAUCCCUUUGUCUUGAGGCGUGGGGCUCAUGUUUUGUAUUUUCUCCUAGGUACAUUGAGGUCUAUUUUCCCUUCUCUAACAAGUGAAAUUCAAAAACUUUUUAAACAUGUAGUUGUUAAUCCCUAUUCAGAAGUACAACAUGAUAAACAUAUGACACAACGUCACCUAAACAGUCCUUACUGAAGACAUCAAAACUAUAAAAAUACAUCUGGAUUUAUGUUGUAAACAAAACAAUGUAAAUCUUCAGUAUUCAUCUACAAUGUUCAAAAUAAUACAAAUAAAUAAAAACCACUGAAUGAGAAUGUGUGUCCAAACUUUUGACUGGUAGUGUUGUGAAGAGGAAAGGAAAUAUAACUGGAAUCAAACUGGGGAAGUUGUGGUUAUGUGGCAUGCGCUGUUAAAAUUUGGCAGCCAAGGUGCUUGAGUAGUUUGUUCCCCUUAACCAGCGGGUGUCUGUAUUCCUGCUAGAAAUAUACAUGUAAAGUAUUCCUUCUACUGGCAGGCCUUUGACGUUUUUUUUUAACCGUUUCACUGGCCCAUCUAUUGACUCAUACAUUUUAUUUGCUUACAGCAUAUGCCUAAAUGUAUUAUCCAUGCACUGAAUAAUAAUACUCAAGAAUGAACGUACUGUACUACUAAUUACAACUGUUACUGUACUAAUUAAACCUAUUUUCCUUUUUGUAAAAAAAAGAAGAAGUGCAACUCUGUUGAUGUUUUUGUGAGACUAUAUAAGGCAUGGUUUAUGAAAUUUAUUUUCCUGUGGUCUUAAAAGGGUAAUUGCCUCUUAUAUUUGUGCAUUUGGCUGUUGUUUCUAUCAAUUAUGAUGACAUGAGUUAAACGCUAAGAUCUGACAACUUGGUGACAUUAGUAAAAGAAGACUGGUGAGGUAAAAUAUGUCUGUUGUAAACAUCCAGCAUAGCUCACAGAUUUUGACCUGGCAUUGCGGCUGUAGUCUCGCUGUCCAAUGAAGCAUUAUUAUUGGCAAUAAAGGUGCACUCACCUUAAGUUCUUAUAGCUGUUGACUUAUUAGCUGUCAGACUUUGUUAUUGCAGUGUCAUUUCAGAUUUCAGUUACUCACAACUUUGGUGAAUUAAAUAUUACCAUGUCUGAUAGAAAUAAUGGCCAAACCCGCAAAAGAAUCAGAAUUAUACUUUAAGCAAAAGUAUUACACUUAAAACCGUCAUGGGCACAUGGAAAUGCAAUGCUCGUUUCCUUUGGGUACAGUACUUUAAUGUAACAUGCCUAAACAUUGUAUAACAAACAAAUAAUGAAUUAAAAACAUCUGUAACAAGA
Messenger RNA from Amphiprion ocellaris (clown anemonefish), 7580 nucleotides. RefSeq names its product Rho guanine nucleotide exchange factor (GEF) 10-like a (gene arhgef10la). The record is from RefSeq and is a predicted model, not a curated record. Gene Ontology annotation, molecular function: protein binding; guanyl-nucleotide exchange factor activity. The transcript has 27 exons. Bases 420 to 4313 code for a protein of 1297 amino acids. Gene Ontology annotation, cellular component: cytosol. Gene Ontology annotation, biological process: actin cytoskeleton organization; SREBP signaling pathway; positive regulation of stress fiber assembly. NCBI's taxonomy places the organism in Eukaryota, Metazoa, Chordata, Actinopteri, Pomacentridae.